Messenger RNA from Hyla sarda, 1647 nucleotides. RefSeq names its product calcium activated nucleotidase 1 (gene CANT1). Gene Ontology annotation, biological process: proteoglycan biosynthetic process. Gene Ontology annotation, molecular function: UDP phosphatase activity; calcium ion binding; GDP phosphatase activity. The record is from RefSeq and is a predicted model, not a curated record. The coding region runs from base 250 to 1455 and encodes 401 amino acids. The transcript is spliced from 4 exons. Lineage: Eukaryota; Metazoa; Chordata; Amphibia; Anura; Hylidae.
CAAGCAGCGUCGUAAAGUGUGUCGCCUGAGGCGAUCUACGUCGUCACUACAACACAUUCCUUUCAGUCAGCCAUGAACUACAAGCGGCAGCCCGAGGCAUGCCGGGAACACAGGAUGCAUGCCGGGUAUUGUAGUUUGCAGCAGGAAGGCGGAAGUGCGGUGCCUGUGCUGGAUUGGGACCAUGGAGCAGUGAUCAGCAGUUCACACGGGACCAGGACAUCGGGUCCUGACUUACAACACUGAUGCCUUAUGAAUCCCUACACACUACUGGAAUGUAAAGAGUCUAUGAACCCCCUGCGGAUCAGUGUGGGUGGCCUCCCUGUUUUGGCUUCCAUGACAAAGACUGCAGACCCCCGUUUCCGGCCACGCUGGCGUGCCAUUGUAGUGUCCUUUUUAGGCUUAGCCUUAUUGCUGUUGCUGCUGUGCUUCCAUCGAUCUUCAAACCCGAGGACUGUAUUACCUAAUGUUCACAAUUGGAAGAUGGUUCAACCCUUAGCUGGUGAACUGUAUAAUGACACCUACCCACUCUCUCCAGCCCAGAAGACUCCGGAUGGUCUUCGGUAUCAAAUUGCCGUUAUUGCAGACUUAGACACUGCCUCUCGCAGCUCCAAAGAAAGCACUUGGGUCAGCUAUCUGAAGAAAGGUCACCUAACACUUUUCAAUAGUGGCAACCGAGUUACAGUAGAGUGGGAGAAAGAGGACAUUGUCUUAGAAACACACUUGGCAGAAAAAGGGAGAGGAAUGGAACUGUCUGAGCUAAUAGUUUUUAAUGGAAAGUUGUAUUCGGUGGAUGAUCGUACAGGUGUUAUCUACAGGUUGGAUGGAAACAAAGCUGUACCAUGGGUCAUACUGACAGAUGGAGAUGGCUCGGUGGAUAAAGGUUUUAAAGCUGAGUGGCUUGCGGUGAAGGAUGAACUCUUGUAUGUUGGGGGACUUGGAAAGGAGUGGACAACCACUACUGGCAAGGUCCUAAAUGAAAACCCUGAAUGGAUAAAGGUAGUAGGGCCCCACGGGGACGUACAACACCAAAACUGGGUUCCCAACUACAACUUGUUACGAGAAGCUGCUGGAAUAAAGCCCCCAGGUUACUUGAUCCAUGAAUCUGCUGCAUGGAGUGACUCCCUGCAUAGCUGGUUUUUCCUGCCACGCCGAGCCAGUAAGGAAAGGUACAGUGAGAAAGAGGAUGAACAGCGUGGUGCGAACAUCCUUCUCCGAGCGUCUGCGGAUUUCUCCGACAUAACACUAUCUCACGUGGGGACACACAAUCCCACCCAUGGAUUCUCCUCCUUUAAAUUCAUCCCAGGCACAGAUGAUCAGAUCAUUGUUGCUCUAAAGUCAGAAGAAAACAAUGGUGAAGUGGCUACAUACAUCACAGUCUUUAUUUUGGAUGGUCGAAUCCUAUUACCCGAGACUAAGAUUGGUGACGUUAAAUAUGAGGGAAUUGAGUUCAUCUGAUGAUAUGUCCUUUUGGUAUCAAAUUCGUGAACAAAGAAAACCAAACACCAUUUUACCAUUGUUGAUAAUAUUUAUGAAUAAAAUGAUGAAAUGGAUGGCGGUGACAGAUUAAUCCAAUUGUUGACAAUGUAUCUCUGAAAUACCAAGUGGUGGCUGUCUUCUGGCCUUUUUAUUAAAAAAUAUUUUUAGUAA